GGAAUAUAUGCUAAAAUGUUACAUAUGUUUUUUUCCCAGUGGUUUCUUGAUCGUAUGGCUGAUGAUGACUGGUGGCCUAUGCAGAUUUUAAUUAAAUGCCCCAAUCAGAUUGUAAGACAGAUGUUUCAGCGUUUGUGCAUUCAUGUGAUUCAGCGGCUCAGGCCAGUCCAUGCUCAUCUCUACCUACAGCCAGGACUAGAAGACUGUUCAGAUGACAUGGAUGGUCCUGUGGAAGAUAUUGGUAGUCGCUCAUGUGUGACUCGUUUUGUGAAGACCCUAUUGUCAAUUAUGGAACAUGGUGUUAAACCUCACAGUAAACAUCUCACAGAAUACUUUGCCUUUCUUUAUGAAUUUGCCAAAAUGGGAGAAGAGGAGAGCCAGUUUUUGCUUUCUCUGCAAGCAAUUUCAACAAUGGUUCAUUUCUACAUGGGAACUAAAGGUCCUGAAAAUCCCCAAGUUGAGGUACUAUCAGAAGAAGAAGGAGAGGAGGAGGAGGAGGAGGAAGACAUUCUUUCUUUAGCAGAAGAAAAAUAUAGGCCUGCUGCACUUGAAAAGAUGAUUGCUCUGAUAGCCCUUCUGGUAGAACAGUCUCGAUCAGAGAGGCAUUUGACUUUAUCCCAAAAUGAUAUGGCAGCAUUAACUGGAGGCAAGGGUUUUCCUUUCUUAUUCCAACAUAUUCGGGAUGGAAUCAAUAUUAGGCAGACCUGCAAUCUUAUUUUCAGUCUUUGUCGAUAUAACAACAGGCUUGCAGAACAUAUCGUAUCCAUGCUUUUCACAUCGAUAGCCAAGUUGACUCCUGAGGCAGCCAAUCCUUUUUUCAAGUUGUUAACUAUGCUUAUGGAAUUUGCUGGUGGACCUCCAGGAAUGCCACCAUUUGCAUCAUAUAUUCUCCAAAGGAUAUGGGAGGUGAUUGAGUACAACCCAUCUCAGUGUCUGGAUUGGCUGGCAGUGCAGACACCACGAAAUAAGCUUGCUCACAGUUGGGUCCUGCAGAAUAUGGAGAACUGGGUAGAACGCUUUCUUUUGGCUCAUAACUAUCCAAGAGUGAGAACCUCUGCAGCUUAUCUUCUGGUCUCUCUUAUUCCAAGCAAUUCAUUCCGACAAAUGUUCCGAUCCACCCGUUCACUCCAUAUCCCUACUCGAGAUCUUCCUCUUAGUCCAGAUACCACAGUUGUUCUUCAUCAAGUGUAUAAUGUGUUGCUUGGACUGCUCUCAAGAGCUAAGCUUUAUGUUGAUGCUGCUGUGCAUGGAACAACUAAACUGGUACCCUACUUCAGUUUUAUGACUUACUGCUUGAUCUCCAAAACAGAAAAACUAAUGUUUUCUACUUAUUUCAUGGAUUUAUGGAACCUCUUUCAGCCUAAACUUUCUGAGCCUGCUAUUGCUACCAACCAUAAUAAGCAGGCCCUGCUCUCUUUCUGGUACAAUGUCUGUGUUGACUGCCCUGAGAACGUGCGCCUUAUUGUGCAGAAUCCAGUGGUGACCAAGAACAUUGCCUUCAAUUACAUCCUAGCAGAUCAUGAUGACCAGGAUGUGGUGCUUUUUAACCGUGGGAUGCUACCUGCCUACUAUGGCAUUCUGCGACUAUGCUGUGAGCAAUCCCCUGCAUUUACCAGACAGUUGGCUUCUCAUCAAAAUAUCCAGUGGGCAUUUAAGAAUCUCACACCACAUGCCAGCCAAUAUCCUGGGGCAGUGGAAGAACUGUUUAAUCUCAUGCAACUCUUCGUAGCUCAGAGGCCUGAUAUGAGAGAGGAAGAACUGGAAGACAUUAAGCAAUUUAAAAAAACGACUAUAAGCUGUUACCUUCGCUGCUUAGAUGGGCGGUCAUGCUGGACUACUUUAAUAAGUGCCUUCCGAAUAUUAUUAGAAACUGACGAGGAUCGGCUUCUUGUCAUAUUUAACAGAGGCUUAAUCCUGAUGACUGAGUCCUUCAAUACACUGCACAUGAUGUACCAUGAAGCCACAGCUUGCCAUGUAACUGGAGAUCUGGUUGAGCUUCUGUCCAUAUUUCUUUCCGUCCUGAAAUCCACUCGUCCAUAUCUGCAAAGAAAAGAUGUGAAACAAGCCCUUAUCCAAUGGCAGGAGCGGAUAGAAUUUGCCCAUAAACUUUUAACUUUGUUAAAUUCCUACAGUCCUCCAGAACUUAGAAAUGCUUGUAUAGAUGUCCUCAAAGAACUGGUGCUGUUAAGCCCUCAUGAUUUUCUGCACACUUUAGUUCCUUUUCUUCAGCACAACCAUUGCACAUACCAUCAUAGCAACAUACCAAUGUCUCUUGGCCCUUAUUUCCCAUGCCGUGAAAAUCUGAAGUUGAUAGGAGGCAAAAGUAAUAUCCGCCCACCUCGCCCUGAACUUAAUAUGUGCCUUUUGCCUACAAUGGUAGAAGCUAACAAGGGUAAAGAUGAAGUUUAUGACCGAAUGCUACUAGAUUACUUUUUUUCAUACCACCAGUUUAUCCAUCUUUUAUGCCGAGUUGCCAUCAACUGUGAGAAAUUCACAGAAACCUUAGUGAAAAUGAGUGUUCUUGUUGCAUAUGAAGGCUUACCUCUUCAUCUAGCUUUGUUUCCCAAACUUUGGACUGAACUUUGUCAAAGUCAGUCUUCCAUGUCAAAGAAUUGCAUCAAGCUCCUGUGUGAAGAUCCUGUGUUUGCAGAGUAUAUUAAAUGCAUCCUAAUGGAUGAGAGGACAUUUCUUAACAACAACAUUGUUUACACUUUCUUAACUCAUUUCCUUCUCAAGGUACAAGGACAAGUAUUUUCGGAAGCAAAUUGUGCUGGAAUAAUCAAUAAUCUGAUUACAAAUUUGAUCAACCAGUAUCAGAAUCUGGAAUCAGAAUUUGCCAAUCAGCGAGUUGAAAUUUUUAAAGCAAGUUCCACUUUAAAUGGGGACCUUCGAGCUCUCACUUUACUGCUUUCUGUGCACACCCCCAAACAGUUGAAUCCUGCCCUAAUACCUACUUUGCAAGAGCUAUUAAACAAAUGCAAAACUUGUCAACAACAGAAAAGCUCUUUGCAGGAACAAGAAGCCAAAGAACGAAAAACUAAAGAUGAUGAGGGAGCUACUCCAGUAAAAAGAAGACGGGUUAGCAGUGAUGAGGAGCAUACGGUAGACAGUUGCAUCAGCGAUUUGAAAAACGAACCUAGGGAAGCUUUGACUCCAACCAGCACCUCAGAUAAUGAGACAAGAGACUCCUCCAUCAUUGACCCAGGCACUGAACAGGACCUGCCUUCCCCUGAAAAUAAUUCUAUUAAGGAGUACCGUAUGGAGGUUCCCUCUUCAUUUUCUGAAGAUAUGAUGCUAGCUACUCAUUCACACCAUGGGGAGGAGCAGCUGGGCAGUGGGAGAUUUGAAGAAUGUAAAGAUCUGAAAGAGCCGUCAAGUUCCAAGGAUUCUCACAUUAUUGAGGAUGAUACAGAAUUCCCCUCCACAUCUAUUUCUGCUGUUCUUUCUGACCUCACAGAUUUGAAGAACUCUGAAAGUCAAGCUUCCCAGGACCCUGAGUCUGGCUUAUCACUUAGUUGCAGCCAUUCCAGAGGACUGUUGAGUCACAUGCAGCAGCAACAUCAAGACAUUUUAGACAUCCUUUGCAGGACCAUUGAAUCAACAAUUCAUGUGGUUACAAGGAUAUCUGGCAAAGGAAACCCAGCUGCUUCUUGACAGUAGAGGAGCAUGCGUGCUUUUAAAGUCUUUUUUUUCUCCCUUUUAAAAAUACUGUUUGUAUAAGUUCUGCUUAUUUCUGUUUUGUGCUUCAGUUUGUCCAGUGCUUUCUGCUUGAAUGGCAAGAUGAAAUUUAUAUGCUUAAUUGGUCAGGCAGAACUUCAAAUUAAAAAAAAAUAUUUUGCAUCUACCGUAUGUUUUCUUAAAGGGCAAUCAAAUAAUGAAUAUGUUUAUGUAAUUCAAAGUUCACUGUGGUGGCUUUCAUUUAAUAUGCCUGUCUGGGAGAGCAGGGACUCUUUGCCCUGUAUGACGUAAUUGAAAAUUAACUGCAUUUUUACAGUGUAUAAUAAAUAUGGUGUCCUCUGUGCCAGUUUUGUACCUUACAAAAGAGGCAGCUUGCCUCCAAUUGCUGUGGUUCUUAUUAUCAAAAUUAAGUUUACUUGUAUACUAAACAACCACAAAAAAUUGAUUCUAUAAAGAAUCCUCUUUAGCUGUGGCCUGACAGUAUACACACAUACAAAUACACACACACACACACAAAUGAAUAU
Messenger RNA from Thamnophis sirtalis, 4202 nucleotides. The record is from RefSeq and is a predicted model, not a curated record. Lineage: Eukaryota; Metazoa; Chordata; Lepidosauria; Squamata; Natricidae.